AUGUCGCUGCACGGCAAGCGCAUCGUCUUCACUGGCACCUUGUCCAUGACGCGCAAAGAAGCCACCAAGUUGGCUUCCGAAGCAGGCGCCCUGGUCACCGGAAGCAUUUCGAAAAGCACAGAUAUCAUCGUUGCAGAGAGCGACGCCGCAAACACAACCAAAGUGCUGAGUGCGAAGGCCUUCGGCACGGAGAUCUGGAGCGAGAAGGAUUUCUCGAAGGCCCUGAAGGCCAAGCCGAAAGCCAAGGCCAAAGCCAAGGCCAAGGGACGAAGCCCAAAAGCGGCCGCCGUGCCAGCGGUAAAGAGCCAGCAUUUGUUCUUGGACCACGCGAAGAACAAGGAGUUCGACAAAGUCAUGAAGUUGGUGAAGGAGAAUGCCGGCUAUGUCAACGUCCAGCCGGCAGGCCGCUGGACGGCCCUGCAUCAGGCGGCGGAGGCCGGAGACAAGAAGGUCGUGAAGUUUCUGUUGGAUCACAAGGCCGAUGUCACCCUCCAGACCAACGACGGCCAGACGCCCGUCGACGUGGCCAAAGCCAGCGUGAAAGACCUGCUGAAGGUGCCGGGAAAGCGCAAAGCAGCUGCUGCCGGCCUCGAGAAGUCCACGGACUGCAGGUUGCAUCUCUUUGAGCCCAUGUCGGCAACCGAGCUUGCAGAGAAGCAAGGUGGGUGGUUUGCCGGUGACGACGACUCUUCGUUCUGCGAAGAAGGCGUGCAGCACCUGCACAUGAAGACUGCCCCAGCGGAGGCGAAGAGCAUAGCACAGGAUCUUCAGAAGGCUGUGAAGGGAGCGUAUAUGGCCGCUGGCGAGUCCGACUGCGCGCCCAUGGUCAUCGUAAUCUCCAACGCCGGCGAGUUCACGGCCUCGGAUGCCAUCCUCAAGGCUUUGGCCGUGCUCGAAGACGUAGACGGCGAGAUGCUACACACCAAGGUGACGUUCGCGCACUGCGACUUCGGGGAGAUGGAGAUCUUUUGCAACAACGACGGGGAUGAGGACGAGGAGGAAGAGGAGGACGAACACACCAAGAAGUUGAAGAAAGCCACCAAGAUCAUGGCCAAGAGCCUGACGGACUGCUUCCACCUGAACUUCGAGGAUGGCAUCAUCUGCGCGCCCCAGGUCUGGGGUGGCUGGACCGAGGACCAGAAGCACAUCGUUGGAAUUCUCGGCAUGCGAGUGUGGACCUGA
Molecule: messenger RNA, 1182 nt
Organism: Symbiodinium sp. CCMP2456
Lineage: Eukaryota; Dinophyceae; Suessiales; Symbiodiniaceae
Source: the annotation of a GenBank genome assembly